UUUGUCCAAAACAGAAAGGCUAAAUAGUACUGAGAGAGAUAUAGAUAGAGAGGAUCUAUUUUUGAAGAUAGAGACAAGCGUUUCGAGAAAGGCAAUUCAGUAAGCACAAGUCACGAGGGUAGAAGGAUGAGACCACAUUCCCUUCUUUGCCCAAACAAGUCGCCAAUGUCAGAUCCCAAAUCUCACUUGCUCUGCAAAUCAAGUUAAUCUUUUGUUAGCUUCGCUUCAUCAAACCACAUCCUGCACUUUUUCAAAGAAGAUGAAGAAACAUCCUUCAAUACCCACUUCACUUCUUCUUCCUGCUGUUGUUCUUAUGUUGUUUCUUGCUCCAAUCGUAACUCAAUCGGUUGCUCGGCCAGGCUUCGUCUACACCAGAACUAGAGGAAGAUGCACUCCACAGUAUUGGAGCAGCCGGCGAGAGGCGUGGCCGAGGAUGAUACCACAGGGAUCGUCGGUUUCAAAGGUUUUCGGAUCUAGAGCUUACGAGCGCUACCGAUACGAUCUGACGCUGUUGGAGGCGACGUCGAGGAAUGACGACGGAGAAAACGUGUAUGCUAGGCUUGUGAAGGAAUCGACGGCGGCGUUGAUCAACUCCUACACCAGGAAAGGGUACCCGUAUAGCGCUUGGGAGGUGAAAACCGCCGUGAUUCAGGGUAUAGUCUCCGACGAGGCCGCGGCGGUUCAAGCCCAACGGUUCUACGACGCCAACCGAGCUUGUAAUUAGUUCAUUUUAAAUUCUACUUUUUUAUUUUGUUUUUUGUUUUAUUUGUUUUUCUUUAACUAUAACUAUCUCGUAAAUUGCAAUUGUGGCCUUUUUCUUCUACCAUUUGCUUCCAUCAAAGUGUCAUCGACUCAAAGCUUAGACCAAAAUCGGAGAAUGUGAGUCAAAAUGGUUUGAUCGGACAAUAUAUCACGAAUAUUUUGCUAUUUCAGAAUAUACAUGAUAAGUCCUCAAAAUAAUGAAAAUAUAGUGAGAUAGAAAAUUAUUAUCAUUGUAUUAAGGCUCAAGAAGUGUUGUCAUACUUUCUAUAUUGUAAUAAGGCUUGAGGAGUG
Molecule: messenger RNA, 1053 nt
Organism: Lactuca saligna
Lineage: Eukaryota; Viridiplantae; Streptophyta; Magnoliopsida; Asterales; Asteraceae
Source: the annotation of a GenBank genome assembly